This is a messenger RNA of Ostrinia furnacalis (Asian corn borer), 2267 nucleotides long. Its product is annotated as vesicle-fusing ATPase 1-like. The transcript has 15 exons. Bases 141 to 2252 code for a protein of 703 amino acids. The record is from RefSeq and is a predicted model, not a curated record. Gene Ontology annotation, molecular function: ATP binding; ATP hydrolysis activity. NCBI's taxonomy places the organism in Eukaryota, Metazoa, Arthropoda, Insecta, Lepidoptera, Crambidae. Gene Ontology annotation, biological process: Golgi to plasma membrane protein transport; SNARE complex disassembly; intra-Golgi vesicle-mediated transport. Gene Ontology annotation, cellular component: Golgi stack.
CCAAUGGUUUUUCAGCACAAGAAAAUUCACUGCAGUCAUUCGUUGCCCGAGUGACGGCUCCACAUUCUGUUUGAUGUCAAAAACAUCGACGUGAAUCAUUUUUGUCAAACCUAGUGCUUCAGGGCAUUUAGCUAAAUAAAAUGUCUUCAAUGCGUAUGAAGGCAGCAAAAUGCCCUUCAGACGAGUUGGCCAUUACAAACUGCGCCCUGAUAAAUCCAGAUGAUUUCCCCAGUGAUGUAAAGCAUAUUGAAGUGACCACAGGUCCUUCCCAGCAUUUCGCCUUUAGCGUCCGGUUCUAUAGUGGUGUUGAUCGUGGGACAGUUGGAUUCUCGGCGCCUCAAAGAAAAUGGGCUACUUUAUCUAUUGGACAGCCUAUAGAUGUAAAGCCGUUCAAGCCUCAGAGCGCAGAAUGCCUGUGCAGCGUGACCUUAGAGGCAGACUUCAUGCUGAAGAAAACCACUUCCCUGGACCCCUACGACUCAGAGCAGAUGGCGCGCGACUUCUUGAUCCAGUUUUCCAACCAAGUGUUCACGGUUGGACAGCAGUUGGCUUUCUCGUUCCAAGAUAAGAAAGUCCUGUCGCUGAUCGUGAAGAACUUGGAAGCUGUGGACGUCCAAGCAUUGGCCGCUGGUGCAGCGAACGCGGUACCCCGCCGCGUGAAGAUGGGCCGGCUGUUGCCCGACGCUUGCAUCCAGUUCGAUAAGGCCGAGAACUCUUCUCUCAACCUGGUUGGCAAGGCUAAAGGGAAGCAACCACGCCAGUCCAUUAUAAACCCCGAUUGGGACUUCGGAAAGAUGGGCAUCGGUGGUCUGGACAGGGAAUUCAAUGCUAUCUUCAGACGAGCCUUUGCUUCACGUGUCUUCCCGCCAGAAGUAGUCGAGCAGUUAGGUUGCAAGCACGUCAAAGGCAUCUUGCUCUUCGGACCACCGGGUACGGGUAAAACUUUGAUGGCGAGGCAAAUCGGUAACAUGUUGAACGCUCGGGAGCCAAAGAUCGUCAACGGUCCACAAAUCUUGGACAAAUACGUUGGUGAGAGCGAGGCCAACAUUCGACGGCUCUUCGCCGAUGCUGAGGAAGAAGAAAAGAGGGCUGGCCCCAACAGUGGUCUCCACAUCAUCAUCUUCGACGAAAUCGACGCCAUCUGCAAAGCCAGAGGAUCUGUGGGAGGCAACACAGGCGUUCACGAUACGGUCGUUAAUCAGCUGUUGUCGAAGAUCGAUGGUGUGGAUCAACUCAACAACAUCCUCGUCAUCGGCAUGACCAAUCGUCGCGAUAUGAUUGACGAGGCCUUACUCCGACCGGGCCGUCUUGAAGUGCAGAUGGAGAUCGGCCUACCUGAUGAGAAUGGACGCGUACAGAUCUUGAACAUCCAUACUAAACGGAUGAGGGAAUAUAAGAAGAUUGCUGAGGAUGUAGACUCUAAGGAACUAGCAGCCCUCACGAAGAACUUCUCCGGUGCAGAAUUAGAAGGUCUGGUGCGUGCUGCCCAGUCGACUGCUAUGAACCGGCUUAUCAAGGCGUCAAGCAAGGUGGAGGUGGAUCCUGAAGCCAUGGAGAAGCUAAUGGUGGAGCGAAUGGACUUCAUACACGCGCUGGAGAACGAUAUCAAGCCUGCCUUCGGCACAGCAGCCGAAGCCCUAGAGCACUUCUUGUCGCGGGGCAUCAUCAACUGGGGCACUCCAGUAUCGUCGCUCCUGGAAGACGGCCAGCUGUAUAUCCAGCAGGCCAGGGCUACUGAAGCUAGCGGCCUAGUGUCAGUCCUUCUGGAAGGACCUCCCAACAGCGGCAAGACGGCUCUCGCUGCAGAACUAGCCAAGCUAUCAGACUUCCCCUUCGUGAAAGUGUGCUCGCCUGAGGACAUGGUCGGCUUUACAGAGACCGCCAAGUGCUUGCAGAUUAGGAAGUACUUCGACGACGCCUACCGCUCGACUUUAUCCUGUAUUCUCGUGGACAACAUCGAGCGGCUGUUGGACUACGGGCCCAUCGGGCCGCGGUACUCCAACUUGACGCUGCAGGCUCUACUGGUGUUAUUGAAGAAGCAGCCGCCAAAAGGACGGAAGCUGCUCAUUCUGUGCACUAGCAGCCGCAGACAAGUGCUAGAAGACAUGGAGGUGCUAUCAGCGUUUACUGGCGUGCUGCACGUGCCCAACCUGUCCACUCCCGAGCACGUCAUCACGGUGCUGGAGCAAAGCGACGCCUUCUCGCGCCGCGACCUCGCCAAGAUACAGCACGACAUGCGCGGAGCCAAGUGAGUAAAGUUUAAUCAG